CUUCUGGAUUUCUCAAAACUUUUGAUUGAUGGUGCUUAAAAGCAUGAACAAUUUUAAACUUGCACUCAACGAAUUGCUUUUUGGUUUCUACAUGUAUUUAUAAAUGAAAUCACCUCCCCGAUAUUUCUACAAAGAAUCAAUGGCGCUUUUAAGAUUAUGUGUUAUUUCAUUUCUUGGUUUUCUUUUGAUUAAUGGUGUUCAAGCAUGGAGCAAAGAGGGUCACGUCAUGACAUGCCAAAUAGCACAAGAUUUACUUUCACCCGACGCAGCACAUGUUGUACGGAUGUUGUUGCCUGAUUAUGUGAAGGGUAAUUUAUCGGCGUUGUGUGUGUGGCCGGACCAGAUCCGCCACUGGUAUCGCUACAGGUGGACUAGUCCUCUUCACUUCAUCGACACCCCUGAUGACGCUUGCUCCUUUGAUUAUUCAAGGGAUUGUCAUGAUACACAUGGAGGGAAGGAUAUGUGUGUUGCUGGAGCUAUAAAAAAUUUCACAACUCAACUCUCACAUUAUCACCACGGAACUUCCGAUCGACGAUAUAACAUGACCGAGGCUUUGUUAUUUGUAUCACACUUCAUGGGGGAUAUUCAUCAGCCAAUGCAUGUUGGAUUUACUAGCGAUGAAGGAGGAAAUACCAUUGAUUUACGAUGGUUCAGGCAUAAAUCUAAUUUGCACCAUGUAUGGGAUAGAGAGAUAAUUCUUACAGCUGCAUCACAAUUCUAUGACAAGGAUAUGGAGUCUCUACAAAAGGCCAUUCAAGCCAAUUUCACACAUGGAUUAUGGUCCGAUGAUGUGACUUCCUGGAAGGAUUGUGAUGAUAUUUCCACCUGUGUCAACAAGUAUGCAAAAGAAAGCAUUAAUUUGGCAUGUAAAUGGGGUUACAAAGGUGUUGAGGCUGGCGAAACUCUUUCAGAUGAUUACUUCGAAUCGAGAAUGCCUAUUGUGAUGAAGCGAAUUGCACAAGGAGGAGUACGGUUGUCGAUGAUUUUAAAUCGGGUUUUUGGGGGCUCAAAUACAAUGGAAGAUGAUGCAUUAGUUGCUACUUGAUUUAUUUACCCAAUUCAAACAUGUAUUAUUAAUCAACAUAGACAAUUUUUAUGUAUUCACUAACAUGUAAAUUUAACUAAGGUGAUUUAGAUCUAUAACGUCAUUUGACUUUAUAUAACCUAUAAUUUAUCUU
Helianthus annuus (common sunflower) is the source of this 1178-nucleotide messenger RNA. Its product is annotated as endonuclease 1. Gene Ontology annotation, molecular function: nucleic acid binding; endonuclease activity. Lineage: Eukaryota; Viridiplantae; Streptophyta; Magnoliopsida; Asterales; Asteraceae. The record is from RefSeq and is a predicted model, not a curated record. The transcript is spliced from 9 exons. Bases 104 to 1045 code for a protein of 313 amino acids. Gene Ontology annotation, biological process: DNA catabolic process.